GGAAACUAAAUGUAUCCAGUACUUCGACUCGGGAACACUUCUCAGAUGUUGUCUUCCAUCAUAAGCAUAACAGCGGUCUAUAACUUAUAAAUAAAACUCCAAACGCAGCAUGUUUCAUCAGUUGUCUCUGUUCUCUGUGGGUCUCCUUUGACAGUUAGGUACCUAGUAUGUCGCCCAGAGGUAGGGACAGUAGGAUUCUGUGUUCGUGUUACUUUCGUUUCAUGGUACCACCUUCACCGGUAUAUACAUCCCUCCUUCCAACACCACGUGGACAGUAUAAACUUGGUGCGGAUGAUCAGGAUUGGUGUCAUGCUUACCAAAGUGAUGCAGUUGGUGAAACAAGAUGACAAUAUUGUGUAAGAUACCUGGGUAAUGAAAAUGGAAAGUCACCUUGCAUCCUUACAGCCUAGAUCUCUACAAUGUUUGUUGUGUAUGUUAGAAUAAACUCACUGGCACAUUUUAAAAAUAAUGUGUUUUGCUUCUCUGUUAAUGUGGAUGUAAAACAAUGAAAACAAAAAAUAAUAACAACAGAAAAUAAUUUUAUAUGUGAAACCAUAACCUAUCUGUGAUCACUAAUAUGCAAGUUUUGGUGCAUGUGGAUUUAAUUUUAAGCACAACUAAUAAUGGAUGAAAAUCAUAAAGACCUGCACAACUUUUGCCAUGGUAGAAGUCCUAGAGAUAUGGCAAAGACUAAAUUAGAUAAAAUGCUGGUUGAAGAAGAAGAUGAUGGUAGUGAUGAAGAAGUGAUGCAGGCUGUAGUCAGUGAAGCAGUGAACCUUCGCAUGAAGAAAGAGCAAGUAGGAAUUAAUGGAGUGGUAUGUUAUGAUGAUCAACAAAAUCGGGAACGACCAAUGUCAUGGGAAGGAGAACUCUCUGAUGAUGAUUUUAAGAAACAAGCACCAAAUGAUUCAAGUAAAUUAGUUUGUAUGCUGGAAGAUGACACUGACCCAGAUUGCUCAAUAAAAAGUCUGGAGUGUAUGGCUAGAAGAGAUGAAAAUGUUUAUUGUAGUGAGGAGGAUUCAUUCACAAUAGCCAAAAGGGGAUUCUCUUUUGUUGGCCUCAAUGACAAAAAUAAAGUAAAAGCAAGCAAUUUUAAAGAUAAUACCCAGACCACAUCUUUACCUCCUCAUCCUGGUUCAUUUUCUGUUGUUAUUUCCACACCAUCCUCAGUUUAUCCAUGUGAUGCCCACUUUUCAUCCCAGUCCCUGAACUACUCAAGUGCUGGCUCAAGCUUAGUGAUCACUCGACCAACUAGCAGCUCUAGUUCAAGAUCUUCUUAUUCACCUGCUGAAAGCCCAAACCUUGGCAGACAUUUUGAGCCAGGGACAUUAUACUCCCUUCCCCAGAGCCCUAGUUUGUCAACCCACCUUGGAAGAAGAAGCAGACCAGGAAGUGGGGGAACAGGCUAUACUCCAUCAAACAGUCCUCUUCAGGAUAGACAAUCAGUCAUUGAAAAUUCCCUAUAUUCUGCUCUUCAAAGUCCAAACCGAGCCAGGCACCAUAUUCCAGAUGGUCAUGCUGUGGUGUCUCCAAAUCACAGUCCAGCUCACUCAAGAAAUAUGUCACUUAAUCGACCUGUUCCUUUUGGGGCAUCUCCAUCUCCAACACCUCACCACUUAUUAACUGGUGUAAAGCAAGAUAACAUCUUGUCUUCAGCCCUGGAAAGGCCAAUUUCCUACAAAUACAGUACUUCUGAAGUGUGUUCUGCUUUAUCUUACCGUCCAGGACAGGAGUCAAAGUUUACAGUAUCAAGUGCCUCAGAUGAAUCAACCACAAGUGAUUUUGCCAGUCCAACAAGAAUGCCAUCAGAAAGUUGUGAUGACAGUCAAACUGUUGGGCUCUCUGAUUUGCCACCAAAUGUUUUUGGAGCUUCGGGGACAGCUGGAAUUUCUCGUCAGCAGCUUCUGAGUGGGCCAUGCCCUAUUUGUGGUGACCGUAUCUCUGGUUUUCAUUAUGGAAUUUUCUCCUGUGAGAGUUGUAAAGGUUUCUUUAAGAGAACUGUGCAAAAUAAGAAGAAUUAUGUUUGUCUACGAGGGGCCAACUGCCAAAUAAUUAUUAGCACUCGAAAGAAGUGUCCAGCCUGUAGAUUUGAUAAAUGUUUAAGAAGAGGGAUGAAACUAGAAGCAAUUCGAGAGGACAGAACUCGAGGCGGCCGCAGCACGUAUCAGUGUUCUUAUGCUUUAGCCAGUCAAGCAAGUUGUGAUUCAAGGGUGACAAAUUGUAUUUCUUUAUCUCCUACCAAGGAGAAGCAUCAUGUAAGCUCAGGUCUGUCCUUACCAGGCUGUAGCAGAGAAUCUCAAGGUAUACAGGUGUCUUCAACACAAGGGUCACAAGAAGUUCCUUUACUUAUUCAAGAAAUUCUUUCAGUUGAACAUCUUUGGCAGUAUUCAGACAAAGAUGUAAAUAAAACUGAGGAAAAAACCAGUGACAGUAAUUCAGACUUUUUCAGUAACCUCUGUAACAUUGCUGACAACCGCCUCUAUAAGAUAGUCAAGUGGUGUAAAAGUUUACCCUUAUUUAAAGAGAUUCAGAAAGAUGACCAAACAGCUCUUCUGACCAAUUCUUGGUGUGAAAUGCUUCUCCUUAGUUGCUGCUAUAGGUCCAUUCCAACCCCUAGAGAAGUGCGAAUUUCAACAGGAAAGUCCAUGACUUCAGAACAGGCCCAAGAAGUUGGAUUAGGCCCAGUGGUUGAGAGGAUGCUGAACUUAACAGAACAUUUACGCAGGCUAUGUGUAGAUCAGUAUGAGUAUGUUUGUCUGAAAGUCAUCAUUUUGCUAACAUCAGAUGUCAGUGGGCUGAAGGAUAUAGAGAAAGUUCGAGCCUGUCAGAAGCAAGUUCUAGAAGCUUUGCAAACUUACACCCAUACACACUAUCCAGAAAAUAUCAGCAAAUUUGGAGAGCUCUUACUCCUAAUUCCAGAACUGGAACGAGCUUGUCAGGUUGGUAAAGAGUCUUUGUCUGGCAAACAGAGAGGAGGAGGAGAGAUUCCAAGUUUUCAUCUUUUGAUGGCACUUCUUCGAGGUGACCACUGAUCACUUUUGACAAGAUUGAAGACCUUUAUUGCUACAUAUCUGUGAUUAUAGUGAAGCAGCUUCUGAGUUCACUACUCUAGACUAGAGUGACUUGUAAAUGUAAGUUAUCUGGAAGAACUGUUGAAAACUUUCAUGUUGUGCCAUAUGGUGAUGCCAGCCACUGAGAUAAACAUGUGCUCAGAUCUGACAGACUUUUAGAAAAUAGUUCUGCCCAAAGUAAUGUCUGAUGUUUAGCUGUAGGUUUGAAACUGUUAAUUAUAACAUCUUACAAACGUCAGGAUUGAUAAUUCAUAUAGAAACUGCCUCAUUUUGUAUCACGUCACCUAAGCCCUACUCUUAGAUAACUGCUACAGCUUAUUUCCUAAGACUUGUAUUAUGUAAAACAAAAGUGAACUUUAUUCUGUAAUAGAACAAAAAAAAACAACAAAAAAACAAUAUUAUAAAAUAUUUGUGCUUAUUUUUAGUAGUCCUUCUAAGCAACUUAACCCUGGCAAGUCGCAUGAUUAAGAGUUCUCUUGUCAUGCCUUUGAUCUUUUAUCAUGACCUAAAAGCAUGAUUUAUGACAUUGUAAAGGUUUUUACCCUAAGGUGGUGUAUCUGACAGAAAACAGAAUGUGCUGCAUCAGUCUAUUUUUAAGUACAGUAAGCACAGUUUCAAUGUCGUGAUAUUUCUAACAGAUCACUUCUUCAUGUCUAUAAAUAUCUUAAUGAAAGUUUCCAAACAGUUAAGGAUAGCAUUUUCAUAGAAAUAGAAUUAGGUUUAUGAACAAUUUCAUUAUUGUAAUUAUUUAUCAAACAAUGUUCAAAUAUGGAAGGGUAACCAGCAAGGAUACUAUUUAACAUUAAAGCUUGUAAAAAAAAAAUUGGUUUCAGUUAUAUUGGAACUCAUUAAUAUUUCACUUAAUAAAAAGUGUUUGAAUUCUCUUUAUCUUAAAUUUUCUCUUUUUAUCAAACCAUCAAGUUAAAAUAAUGCUCAUUUAAAAGAAUAUAUUAAAAUUUCUGUUUGUUGUGAAUGUAAUCAUUUACAUAUCCUUUGUUAUAUAAAGCACAAGCUGUAACUUUUGUUUUUGUCAUUGCUGACUUGUUUGGGCCUCAUUAAAGAAUUCUGUAAAAUACAAAUCUUAAAGUUGGGUAACAUUAUCAUAAUUUUGAAUCUCAGUGACUGUAAAACAAUCUCGUUUUAAUAAUUCAUUUGUGACGAUGUAUAUGUAAGCCUGUUCAUUUCAGCUAUAGAUUGAUUUAUAAAUGCAAUUAUAUUCACUUUUUUUAUUCAAUUAAAACCAAGAUGAUUAAAAUUUGCUGAAUAAUUUUAUAAUUCUUCACAAGAAUAGUUAUAAAAGAAACCAUAUGUGAAAAUAUUACUCUUUCCUUUAAGUACAACAGAUUUGCAAAGCUGUGAGUAUAUCUCCAGGUAAGCCAACUUGUGUAUAAUGGACAUUUUAAGACAGUAUGGUGUAAGAUCAAAAGUUAUCUGAAACAUACAUUUUAAUUAAACAACAAAGUUUUGAACUACAUUUUAUAAUUGAAGAAAACAUAAGUAGUAUUAUGUUCUUCAAAUUGUGGCUAGCUUUGUAUAAUCCUCUGACUUGUAUAGGUAUUAUUUAAAGAAAAAUAUUUAUUUCUUCGUUUUUUUUUUAAUGAAUAGUAAAUAUUAUACUUGCAGCAAAUCCUAUUUAAUGUAAAAAUGUCAAGGUGAUGUGAAAUGUGUUCUUUCUGUCUGUGUUGCUGCUUUGUUUGAUGAGUAUUUUAAGUAUUUUUUCUUAAAACUUUUUGCCACCCAUAAAUCUUUUGUUUCUUUCACUAAUUACUGAUUACAUUCUGGAUGCCUAUCUAUUUUCUUACACUCAAUAUAUGAAAAAUAUUUAAUAAUCAUAAUAAUUUUCUUAAAUUGUUUCAUUCCACUCCAUUGAUAUCUUGCUAUGGCUGAUACCUAAAAUAAGUGAUGACAUAAAUUUGUCUUUAUUAUUAAUCUUUGAAGAAUGAAGCUGCACUUCAAAUGUUUCUGCUUUUUAAACAAUACUCUUCACACCUCACCAAGAGAAAGUUUAGUCUGCAUGUGCUCUAUUCUGGUGCUUUUCUUGAAUGCUUAACAUCCUUUAUAAUUAGCAGAUAAAGCCUUGAACCUUCAUUUUUUCAGAGGUUUAAUUGUGACUUUGUGUUAUUUUCUCCCAACUAGGGAUUUUUUCUAAAAUAAUUAAGUUCCUUUAUUGACCAAAAGAAACUGACUAAAGAUAGAUGGUCUAGUCAGAUGAGUAUAAGGCAUUGUAUUUAAUCUUGCAUGUGUGACCCUAAAUUCCCAUGCUAGAAUAUUUCCAUGUUAUUUAGACAUGCAGACUGUGGUACCUAUGCAUCAUGUUAUUUCAACAAUGACUAUAGUUCUGCCAUGAUUUUGAUGAGUUGUUAAUUUGUUAAUAGUAGUGAACUUUCAGUACUUGAAUAUGUUUGUUUUGAAUUUUGCACAAAGCUACUUGAGGGCUGUCUAUGCUAGCCAUCCCUAAUUUAACAGUGGAUAGACUAGAGGGAAGGCAGCUAGUCAAUACCACCCACUGCCGACUCUUGGGCUACUCUUUUACCAAUGAAUAGUGGGAUUGACCAUUACAUUAUAAUGCCCCCAUGGCUGAAAGGGUGAGGUUGUUUGGUGUGAAUGCAUUUUUCAACUUAUUAUUUUGUUAUAUUUCAAAUGGGUUUAAAGGUUGAGAAAUAUGGAAUUGAUUAAACCUCUGCUAAAUAGAUUUAAUAAGUGGAUGUGUGCACCAUGAUUAAUAUGUUGAUUUAUAAGAAGAAAUAAAAAAUGUGUUAAGAAAAACCAUUCAGUUUCAUGGAAAAGUUUCAGAGGCAAUAUUAUGCAUUUCUGAACUUGUAUUGUACCAAACCAUGUGCAUAAUCUUUUCAUAACAAUGACAUGUGGAACUGUAUGUAGAAAUAUGGAAGAAGUCUGAUAUUUAAAUGUACUGUAAAUAUUAUCAAUCAAAUGGGAAAGCCAGGUGGACAAAAAAGAAUUUGAAAAAACUAAAUUAUUAUGUUUUAAUGAAUAAAAACAUUAGCAGACUGAUGUCAUUGCAGAUUUAUAUAUUUAGUAAGUAAAUUGAAGAUGUUUUUCUAUUAACCAAAAUCAACCAAUGGUUGCCUUCAAGUUAUCUAAAUGCUAACAAAAGAACAAAAACCCCAUAAACAAAAUGAUAUAUAUAUAGUCUACCAGAAACAAAUUAUAAAGAUAUCUUAUGUAAAUAGGCUACAAAAGUUCACAUGUAAGAUUGUGAAUAUCAUUAAAAAUGAAUUUUUACAUUUAAAAAAUGAAAACAGCUUAACACUCCAAGUUCACUAGAUUUCUGCAUAUUUACAAUGACUACUCAUACAUUUUCCUCAUACAUUUUUCAGCAACUGAGAUAUACUGAAAGGAUUAAGCUGUCGUGUACUUUUAUGACUGAUUUUUGUGUGCAGAAAACAAGAAUCACUUUUUUACUUGUAUUAACAUUAGAUGCUAGUUCAAGAGGCACUAAAUAUAAUCUUUCUUUGUCGGGUUGGAGCAUUUGUUUCAAUAAACAGAAGAACACAUCAUGGAUAAAUUCCUUUAAUUUGACUCCUUGGUGUUGAGGGACUUUAUAUUUUGUGUGUGUGUAUAUAUAUAUAUAUGUGUGUGUGUGUGUGUGUGUCAGUCAGCUAAAGACUGUUUUAACAGUACUAAUGGAUGGGAUGUUUGCUUUUAUGCUGAUCAAAGGAAAUUCUCUCUCUGACAUUCUUCAUAGAGUUCAUGUUAAAUAUCAGUUUUGUUGAAACUUUUGAGAAAUGUCAUGAUUGCUGUCAUAUAAAGCUUCGUAUUUCAUCUUUAGUUUAGAACUUCUCAUGAUAUUUGAAGUAUAUCACUUGUUCAGAACAAAAGCUAUGUGGUGGUCAUUUAUUAUUUUAUUUUGGUUUGCUGUUGAGAAAUUUUCAAGUAAAAUGCUUCUAACAAUUAAAUGAUUCAAUGUAAACCAGGUUAAUAAAAGUUUUUUAAGCAUUAACAUUUUAAUUUGGCAGUUAAUGCUGUUCAAGUUAUGUUUGAAAUAACUGCAUGGCAUACAGCCAUAUGCUAAUAGCAAAUAUAGGACGAUUAUCUGAAAGCAUCAUGUUUUAUAGGAACUGGUUUCAAACAAAUUUCCUGUAUUAACUUUUUUUACAAAAUAAUGUGGUUUUGUCAAAUGAGAUGACCAUAGAGUAAAACUGGUUAGAAUUUAAAAUUCUCCUUUGCAGUAGAUUUUUAAAUAUUAGGUUAUAAGAUUUUAAUUUGUUAGUUAGGAGUUUGUAAGAUAUCUUUUGUACUAUUCUCUCUUUGUUUUUUACACCACUAAUCAAAGAAUGAGUUUAAGCUAAGAGUGAUGACUUCCUGUUUCUCACUUUUUAGAUCUGUCUGCCAUUUUUUUUAUAUACUUAAAUUUAAAUGUCUUGGAAUAUUGAAAGGUUCUUAAUCUAUAUUAUAUAUUAAUUGAUAUGUAAAGAAAUAUGCUAACACUGUCAACUAGCACCAAAAUGUUUUUAAAAUAGUGUCCACAAUUUAAGUAGUACUUUCCAAUGUAAAAAUGUUUUUAUUAGAUUUACAAUAGUUUUUAUUAAGUGAUUUUGAAAACCAAAUCUUUCCCGUUACAAGUAGUAUUAUCAUGUUACAAUGCAAAUUACAUUUAAUGUACAAAUGUAGCUGUAAAAUUUAUGAGUGUGUUGUAGAAAAAUGUACAAUCUAUGUUGAAGUAAUGCCAGCCACCUUUGGAAAAAACAAGAAUACUGGAGAGUAUAUUGCCUAGAAAUUAUGGUGAUGAAUAUUUAGUAUUUUGUCAAAGAAUGAAUGAAUAUUAUAAUAAUUGUCUUUUUUUUUAAACAAAUUGUAUAUAAUACUGACAGACACUGUUAGCCUUAUGAAACUUCAGGCCAAAAACAAUUAGGAAGGAAGGUGUGUAUUGGUCUCAAGAAGUGAUCUAUUCAUUUUCAUAAUGUUGUGUCACAGAAUAAACUAGGAUUUGUUUUUUACUUUUAUGUAAGAAAAGAUGGCAUUAAUACUGCAGUGCAAUAUGAUAUAUUCCUAUCCUGUCAUUUUACUUUUACAAGUUGAACAAUGUAUUGUUUCUUUCUUGGUAUUUCAGUAUACUUUUAUAUAUGAGUUUAAUAUCCCAUAAAUGGUACUUAAAAUAUGUUUAGGGUAUUGCAACCUUUGGGUAUACUAUCACGUGCUAUUACAACUAUAAAGCAUGACAAUUGUGAACUUAGGAUGGGUCAUUUCAAGUAAUAAAUUACAUUUUUGUACAGAUAUUUGUAGUUUUUGAAUUAAAAUUUCAAUUAAGAGAAGGCAUUACUUUGAUGGAACAUUUAAUGAAAUUUGUUGUUUUUCUUAACUAUAUUUUACAUGCUUCAGAUAUGAAGAAACUCUGAAUAGUUAAACAGGUGUGAGUUUAUCUAUUUGUAUUUAGAUAAUCUCCUAUCACAGAAAAAAUCAAGCUGUAGAUGUUAGUUAUAGCCCAAUCCUAAUUUUACGUUUUUAUACAGUAUUUUUCUGCGUAUAUACUGAAUUUUAAUCAUGGAUUAGAUUCCAAAGUUUUCUUAAUUUCUUACACCUUCAUUAUUAAAGACUGGAAUAAAUUUAGGAACCUUGUUCAAUGUUAAUCACCGCAAACCAAAUGUCAUAUAAGUAUGACCUUAAUUUCUUGUAACUAACUUCUCUCCAUUUGUUUUUUUACUAAAAGAUUUUAUUGAAACUAAAUUAAUGUGAUUCUUGUUGCUGGCAACAGUCACGUAUAUUCAAUUGUUGUAUCAAAAUGUCAGUUUCAUGAUGAAAAAGGAUAGUAUUUGUUACCUACAGCUGUCAUCAUCUCUUGUUCCAUUCCUGACACUAAAGAAACUAUGAUCUUUGUUUGUAUCUGUUACUGCCAUUUUUUUCUUUGGGAAGAUUUCACAAACACUAAGGCAAUGGUAAUCUUUGUUUGCAGCUCUUAUUACUUUUCCCUUUAGGGGGAUGUCAUUGAUACUAAAGAAAUGAUGGGUUUGUUUGCUAUUAUCCAUUUUCUAUAAGCAGAUUGUCAUUUUACUGAGGUUCUUGUUUGAAUCAGUUAUUACUAUUCAUUCAUUGAGCAGGGAAGUUAUUCAAAUUUAAAAAUAUUGUAAACAAUUUGUUAUAUUUUAAUAAUGUACAUUUCUUUAGUUUUACAUGUUAUUACAUGUGUAACUUUUGUGAUAGUAUAGUAUUAACAAGUUAUACUUCUAAAGAAGCCUAAUAAAUGUUUAUAUUCUAUCACUCAGUUCCAAAUAUUAUAAACCUAAUGUUAUAUUAAAGAACAAAGAUCUGAAAAUAGUAGUGGAUUACAGCUUUCAUUUUUGAGAAACUUGUCCAUUCAAAAGCGUGUAUACAUGAAGAUCUAUGCUGAUGAUCCAAAAUGUACCUUCAACAGAUGAACGAAGCUUGUUCAGUUGUCCUAAGAAAUAUAUGAAAAUACAAAGCAAGUUACUUGGAAUGUUAAUUUUUCACUCUGUCAUGACAUUAUUUUUCAAAUUGUCCAUCAUUUUAGUAUGUUUUCAUUUGUUAAAACUUCAAUGAAAUUCAACUUAAUGGUAAUCUAUACUUAACAAGCAUUAGUGGAAAAUUAUGUAACAUACAGUUCGCAUAGUUCGAUAAUGCUGAAAACUGAAUACAAACCUUAAUGUUUACUGUUUUAAGAGAUGUAAAUCAUAUUAAUUCCAAUGAUUCAACAGUAUUUUUAAGAUGAGUUAAACAAUUUUACAUCAUGAUAAAAAAGAGAUGCAAGUGUAAUUGGAAAUGGAGAAAGUAUAGAUCAAAACAAGUACUCAUUUGGUGAAUAGUUAUAAUCUUUGUUUAAAACUAUGUGAUAUCUAACUACCAGCAACAUAGUUGUGUGCCUAGUUUAUAAGUGGUCUAACAACACACACUCCUUAAACUUUCCUAAAGAAUUUAUGUUUUAAUAAUUCAAAAAUCUGAAUUACAAAACAUGUUUCAAUGUUAUGUUGUAUAGAAAGUUGUACAUUACCAUAUCAUCUAGAAUGCAGAUAUAGUUUUUUCAUUUGUCCCAUACAUUUAGUUUAUGUUACAUUUUAUAGUAUUUGUAUACAGGGGCUUUAAAACAUUUUAAUAAAAAAAAUUGCUUUUUGUGGA
Messenger RNA from Limulus polyphemus (Atlantic horseshoe crab), 10160 nucleotides. Its product is annotated as nuclear hormone receptor FTZ-F1 beta-like. Gene Ontology annotation, molecular function: zinc ion binding; nuclear receptor activity; RNA polymerase II cis-regulatory region sequence-specific DNA binding. Gene Ontology annotation, biological process: regulation of transcription by RNA polymerase II; hormone-mediated signaling pathway; tissue development. Lineage: Eukaryota; Metazoa; Arthropoda; Merostomata; Xiphosura; Limulidae. The transcript has 9 exons. The record is from RefSeq and is a predicted model, not a curated record. Gene Ontology annotation, cellular component: RNA polymerase II transcription regulator complex. Bases 624 to 3032 code for a protein of 802 amino acids.